GCCUGCCCUCCUCUACCUUCACCUUACCUUCCUCUUCGGUAUCACCUGAAAGCAAACUGAUGUCAGAUGUGAAAUUACAGGGAGCAUCAUGCCUCUGCCUCGCAGCCUGUCUGUCACUUCCCUUUCUGGCCUAGAUGACUGGACUGAGGAAUUUGACUUGGGAGAUGCCGUUCUCUUUGAAAUUGCCUGGGAGGUGGCAAAUAAAGUGGGGGGGAUCUACACUGUGAUCCAGACCAAAGCCCGGCUCACCUCGGAAGAGUGGGGCGAGAACUACUUCCUGGUUGGGCCUUACAUGGAAAACAGUGUCAGAACCCAAGUGGAGCUUAUUGAACCCACAAACCCUGCCCUGAAGAGGACCAUCGACAACAUGAACUCCAGUGGGUGUAAGCUGUACUUCGGUCGCUGGCUGAUCGAAGGGAGCCCCUACGUGGUGCUCAUUGACGUCGGCUUCACCGCCUGGUCCUUGGACCGCUGGAAGAGCGAGCUGUGGGAGAACUGUGGAAUCGGGGUGCCCUGGUUUGACCGCGAGGCCAACGACGCCGUGCUCUUUGGCUUUCUCACCGCCUGGCUCCUGGGGGAGUAUGCUGCACAGUGCGAGGAGCCUCCCCACAUCCUGGCCCACUUCCACGAGUGGUUGGCAGGCCUAGGCCUGGUGCUGUGCCGACAGAGGCAGCUUCCUGUGGCCACUAUCUUCACAACGCACGCCACCCUGCUGGGUCGCUACCUGUGUGCAGGCAGCGUGGACUUUUACAACAACCUCCACAAAUUCAACGUGGACAAGGAGGCCGGUGACCGGCAGAUCUACCACCGCUACUGUCUAGAAAGAGCUGCGGCCCACUGCGCCCACGUCUUCACCACUGUGUCUCACAUCACUGCCAUCGAGGCCGAGCACCUGCUCAAAAGGAAGCCAGAUGUGGUCACCCCUAACGGGCUGAACGUGAAGAAGUUCUCUGCCUCACAUGAGUUCCAGAACCUUCAUGCCCACAGCAAGGCUCGCAUACAGGAGUUCAUCCGUGGACAUUUCUAUGGACACCUGGACUUUAACCUAGACAAGUCUGUGUUCCUCUUCAUUGCUGGGAGGUAUGAGUUCUCUAACAAAGGAGCUGAUGUCUUUUUGGAGGCGCUUGCUCGGCUGAACUACCUGCUGAGGGUGAACCACAGCGAAGUGACCGUGAUUGCAUUCUUCAUCAUGCCUGCCAGGACAAACAACUUCAAUAUUGAAACGUUGAAGGGACAAGCGGUCAGGAAGCAGCUCUGGGAUACAGCGCAAACCGUGAAAGAGAAGUUUGGAAAGAAGUUAUAUGAAUCUCUACUCGUGGGCCAGUUACCAGAUGUGUCGAAGAUGCUGGAUAAAGAGGAUUUCACCAUGAUGAAGAGGGCCAUCUUUAGCGCCCAGAGACAGUGUCUGCCGCCCAUCUGCACACACAACAUGCUGGAUGACAGCAGCGACCCCAUUCUCAACUGCCUUCGCAGGAUAGGGCUCUUCAACAGCUCCUCGGACAGGGUGAAGGUGAUCUUCCAUCCAGAAUUCCUAUCGUCCACAUCCCCUUUGUUGCCCAUGGAUUACGAGGAGUUUGUGAGGGGUUGCCACCUGGGAGUCUUCCCUUCCUACUAUGAGCCCUGGGGAUACACACCUGCCGAGUGCACCGUGAUGGGGAUCCCCUCGGUCUCCACCAACCUCUCGGGCUUUGGCUGCUUCAUGGAGGAGCACAUCGCUGAUCCCUCUGCCUACGGCGUCUACAUCCUGGACAGGCGGUACCGCAGUGUGGACGAGUCCUGCAGUCAGCUCACCUCCUUCCUGCUGCAGUUCUGCCAGCAGAGCCGGCGCCAGAGGAUCAUCCAGAGAAACCGAACUGAGCGGCUGAGUGACCUCCUGGACUGGCGAUAUCUGGGUCGGUAUUACAUUUCGGCUCGCCACAUGGCCUUGGCGAAAGCCUUCCCUGAGUCUUACUACUACGAACCUCAGGACCCGUCUUCGAAAAAGGGCUUCCGCUACCCCCGACCGGCCUCGGUGCCGCCCUCCCCGGCCCUUUCCCGGCACUCGUCUCCGCACCACAGCGACGACAACGACGACGAUGACGAGCGCUACAAUGAAGACCUGGAGGCGGAGAAGGACCGACUGAACAUUCGGCAACCCCAUUCCCCGCAGUACCGCGACAAGAGCGGCUUGCCGGAUGCCAUCCCGGUCUCUGAUGGCGACGGCACCCCGGCUUCCUCAGCUUCCACCCCCAGCUCUGUCAGUUCUCCCGCAGGUUCCGUCUCCAGCGAGAAGUGAGCUGCCGCCAAAACAUAGGUGUCCUCGGUGCGAAGCACAGCCCCCGCAGAUGCUCUCACACUCACACCCCACACGCAUACCUGCUGGCACAUGACUCAGUGAUUGGAUCGCCGUUUCAGAGCACAUGGGUAUUGCAGUGCGUUGCACCAGCUCACCCAGGGACACACACUCGCUAAACACUGUAGCAGGCAGUGGGUGUCGACGAGGAAGAGUAAGGAUGAGGUCCGGGGGGAUUUGUGAGGACGCCUGGUACCCGCUACGAAGGGCUCGACGGCCGACGUUCGGUUCUCAGGGGAAUGCGAUGAGUUCGAAACUUUACUCCAUAAGAAAUAAGAAAUGCUAAGACUAAAUGUCUAUAUAUAUGAUUUACUGGAUUUUUGAGCCACUUUAUGGAUUUGAGCAGAAUUUAAUUCACUACAAAUGACAUACCUAUACAUAUUUGAGAAAAAAAAAACAAAAAAUUGAAAUAGUACUGUCAGAACUGUGGUAAAUGGAGCCAGGUCUUCUAAGAAAUUGUUUGUCCAACUGCAUGAGGGGAAAAGAAGAGGAUUUUCACAGUGACUGUGUGAGGAUAAUCACCCACCCCCACCCCCCGUGUCUUUAUUUUACAUGUAGGUUAAAGAAUAGGAAAUGUGAACUGCAAGCUGUAAACCUGGUCCCUUUACAUGUCGAUGUGUCCUUGACGUGUCAGGGUGGCGACACUCAGCUGAGUGAUGCGUGAAUUAGUGACACCAGCAAUGGGGACACCCAGAUCGCAGGAGGAACGACAGAUGUUGAAUAUUCUAGCGGUAAAUUAAAAUGUGUAUUUGGCAGUGGAGGGAGGAAAGGAGAUUAAAUGUGCAAUGGCAGGUUUUAGGAGGAGGACACUUUCUACUGUGCUAUUAUUAUGGGUGAAAUUAGUCCUGUUUGCCUUUUUGUGAUCCGUGUGAAGUUUAAAAAAAUAAAAUGUAUGCAGUUUUAAAGAUACAAA
Messenger RNA from Scleropages formosus (Asian bonytongue), 3245 nucleotides. RefSeq names its product glycogen [starch] synthase, muscle-like. The coding region runs from base 89 to 2275 and encodes 728 amino acids. The record is from RefSeq and is a predicted model, not a curated record. Lineage: Eukaryota; Metazoa; Chordata; Actinopteri; Osteoglossiformes; Osteoglossidae. Gene Ontology annotation, cellular component: cytoplasm. Gene Ontology annotation, molecular function: alpha-1,4-glucan glucosyltransferase (UDP-glucose donor) activity. The transcript is spliced from 16 exons. Gene Ontology annotation, biological process: glycogen biosynthetic process.